UUACAGGUUAGUGCAGACUACAAUAUGACCAUACGAGAUCUUGUGACUGGAAUAGUUCAAGAAUUUCAUCUAGAGAACUACCAAGUGCGGGAAUUACCAGGAAAAACGCUUGCAGACUUGAAUGCCAAGGCUUCUUCUGUCGAAAAUUCUGAAAUUGCUAUCGAAGACGUUGAAAGAAGAAUGUCAAACUUUGAGUUAGAUAAUAUUCAUGCGAUCAAAGACCCAAGAUUACGUUGUGUGAAGGAGCUGCUUUACGAAGAAGAGCAAUUUUUUAAUGAUUUAAAGUGUGUGUUUGAAGUUUAUGCAGAACCCUUAAAAAAAUGGGGCAUGACAAGAGCGGAUUAUAAAGCUAUAUUUGAACCACUAGAAACAAUCUGUAAUCUAAACGUUAGAUUGAGUAACAUGUUGGAAGAAGCCGUUAAAAAGUGGGAAACUUCCACGACGUUGAUUGGAGGUAUAUUCACUGAAUUGGAUAUUCUGUGGUCAACGUACGAUGAUUAUUUUCAGUUCUUCAGGGGUACUCGAAUGUACUUAAAGCAAAAGAGAGAUUAUGAACCAGAAUUUCAAGCAUUUAUAAACCUGCAAAGAGGAGCUAGAAAUACACAUCUUGAAAUGUUACUUCUCAGACCAAUCCAGCACGUGGUUGACUACGAGAGGAUUUUAACGAGUUUACUUGAUAAGACUCCCGCUGACCAUCCUGAUCGGCAAGACCUUGACCACGUGGCAACAAACUUCAGACGGAUUGUACGAGAAAGAUCUGAAGAAAUAGUGGCUUUUGAAAACGAGGUAACGUAAAAUAACUGAGAUAUCUUGGAUGUUCUUGCUUUCGUUAUCUCUUACCUCAGUGUCCACUUAUUAGACCAUAACUGUGGUUAUCUGUAUUAUGACUCUUGUUUUACUAUGAAGGGGUUAUCUCUCUAAAAUGUUAUCGUAAAAUGAAUGUGCAAUGUAACAGUCAUUUGUGUGAGGGUAGACACGAACUGAUCUUCCACAUUGAUGGGCUGCAAGCAUUCCCAUGAGAGUUAAAAGACAAAAGCAUUGUAGUGCCGUUAACAAUGGACGCUAAUAAGAAAUCUUUCGUUAAAUGGCACCAACAUGGUCGCGAUGACGUAACGUGCAAUCGAAGAAUUUCAAUACCACAUCUCAUAUGCUAGUACUUAUUUAAGUCACACUUAGAGCUGGUUUCAUAUGACUGUGAAAAGCU
Molecule: messenger RNA, 1204 nt
Organism: Actinia tenebrosa (Australian red waratah sea anemone)
Lineage: Eukaryota; Metazoa; Cnidaria; Anthozoa; Actiniaria; Actiniidae
Biological process (GO): signal transduction
Molecular function (GO): GTPase activator activity; guanyl-nucleotide exchange factor activity
Source: RefSeq, a predicted model, not a curated record